Molecule: messenger RNA, 2273 nt
Organism: Musa acuminata subsp. malaccensis (wild Malaysian banana)
Lineage: Eukaryota; Viridiplantae; Streptophyta; Magnoliopsida; Zingiberales; Musaceae
Product: acyl-CoA-binding domain-containing protein 4
Molecular function (GO): protein binding
Source: RefSeq, a predicted model, not a curated record
AUCCACCGUUUCAAACCGGCUUAACGUGCCGAUGCUGCUGCCCAAAUCUGGGGUUCCCCGUUGACUGCGUCCGGAGAAGACGGCGACGAGGACGACGAUGACGAAGACAUAAUCCUGCGCACACCACAAGAACGAGAGGAGAAGGAAGAAGGGGUUCGUGUCUCCCUUCCCCUUGAUCGAUCGCUCGAACGAACGAGCGAGGGCGCUCCUCCUCGCGCGCCCAGAUCUGCAAAGAGCCAAGAUUGCUAUGGAUGCCACCGAUGUCAGUGAAAAUUCAGAUAUUACUGCUUUUAUAUCUUUAGCAAGCUAUGACCAGUGGUUUUCACUUUGUCCUUCUGGUUGGUGCCCACCAUCCCGUUAUAAGCAUGCAACAGAAAUUGUUAACGAAAAGCUCUAUGUAAUUGGUGGAAGUCGUAAUGGCCGAUAUCUAUCAGAUGUUCAGGUUUUUGAUUUUAGGACAUUAAAAUGGUCCACUUUAAGCCUCAAGGUAGACAAUGAUAGUUCUGAAUUAGAAAAGAUCAAUUUGGAGAAUGCAUUUCCAGCAGUGGCAGAUCAUAGUUUGGUUAAGUGGGAAAAGGGACUUCUAGUUGUUGCGGGCCAUACAAAGGAAUUGUCAGAUAAUGUGACAGUUUGGUCGAUUGAUCUAGAUACAAACAACUGUUCCCUAGUACAGACCAAUGGUAAAAUUCCGAUAGCUCGAGGAGGGCAAUCUGCAACUUUGGUUGGCUCCAAACUGUUUCUGUUUGGUGGAGAAGACAGGAAGAGGCAUCUCCUAAAUGACCUCCAUAUUCUUGAUUUGACUACUAUGACAUGGGAUGAAAUUGAAAUCAAGAACACGUCUCCAGCACCGAGGUUUGAUCAUACAGCUGCAGUUUAUGGAGACCAAUAUCUUCUGAUCUUUGGUGGUUCAUCUCAUUCAACCUGUUUCAAUGAUCUGCAUUUACUUGACUUGUUGACCAUGGAGUGGUCACAGCCACAGACUCAGGGUGCAUAUGUGACUCCUAGAGGUGGUCAUGCUAGCACCAUAGUAGAUGAGAAUUGGUAUAUAGUUGGUGGUGGAGAUAAUAUGAGUGGUGCCACUGAAACCAUUGUUUUGAACAUAUCAAAGUUUGUGUGGUCCAUGGCCACAAGUGUUGGCAAUCGUGAGCCCCUUGCUAGUGAGGGUCUUACUCUUUGCUCAACAAUGAUAGAUGGUGAGAAGCUCUUAAUUGCCUUUGGUGGUUAUAAUGGGAAGUACAACAAUGAGGUGUUUGUUCUAAAAAUUAAGCCUAAAGAGCCAAUACGACCACGUCUUCUUCAAUCACCUGCUGCAGCAGCUGCUGCAGCUUCUGUAACUGCAGCUUAUGCCAUAAUUGCUGCAACCGAUGAAAAAAACAAUAGUAGUAAGAACAUAGAUGAUUCAAACAGCAAGAGCAACCAUGAGAGUGCCCAAAAUGAUACUGAUAGUCUUAAAGCAGAAACGAAGAUUUUAAAAUCCAGGAUAGUGGAAGUAAGAGAUGAGAAGUCAAGGAUACAGGCCAGAAUUGAUGAGUUGAAUAUUUCCCAUACUGAAUUAUUAAAGGAACUUCAAUCAGUUCAAAGUCAACUAGCUGCUGAAAGUGCAAGAUGUCUAAAGUUAGAGACAAAUAUUGCUCAGAUACAGAAAAGCCUGGUCUCAUUUAGCUCAUUAGAAAAUGAGCUUGAGGUCCUACGUCAUCAGAAAUCUCAAAUGGAACAGGAGACAGUUGAUGCUCAGAAGCAGAGAUCAGGGGGUGUCUGGCAAUGGUUGUCUGGCACCACACAAAACUCUGAACAAUAAAAUGUUGUAGAUAGAAAAGGGUUAUAUUAUCCCCUGGAAAGAUGCUAUGACUUCUGCAAGGAGGAACAAUUAUUUCAUGCCAACCGCUUUGUCAAGACUUUUCCGGCAGCUGAAUACAGGAUGCUGUAUACUACAUCCAAACUCCUUGUAACGCAGAGCCCUAUGAGAUCUCGAAUUGUCACUUGAAUUGUUUAUCAGUGACACUAAAUGAAAGAAUUUUCCAGCUUCAAAAUGUUUCGUUGCUUAUUAUGACAUUGUUCUGAAGGCAAGGUUAACUCUGGCAGUAAAAUAAUAAUGUUUUUCUCAGCAUAGAUUAGCUUGGAUGGAAUCUAUGACAAGACGAUACCAAAUGCGAGAAUUAUGCAUUUAGUCAUCGAAUGGUAAUGGAAAAGGGAGCCAAUGCUGUCUAUUUGUUAUGUGUAAUCUUCGUGUUACAUUCAUAAAUAAAGAUUUUUAUGAGAUAGUGUUAUGCUAA